Molecule: messenger RNA, 1857 nt
Organism: Phyllostomus discolor (pale spear-nosed bat)
Lineage: Eukaryota; Metazoa; Chordata; Mammalia; Chiroptera; Phyllostomidae
Gene: SPAG8
Product: sperm associated antigen 8
Exons: 7
Coding region: 200-1747 (515 amino acids)
Biological process (GO): positive regulation of transcription by RNA polymerase II
Cellular component (GO): cytoplasm; nucleus
Molecular function (GO): microtubule binding
Source: RefSeq, a predicted model, not a curated record
AAUGUUUGAAAAUGCCCCCACCCCUUUGAGAAUGAGCUAAGGGGAAGCUACUAUUAUACCCUACAUAAAUACACUAGGCUUUUGUCUGAUACCACAGCCCUGUGCUUAUCUCCAACACAACCACCUCAGAAAGCCUCAAAGAAUUGUGCUUAGGUAUGAAGGGCGAGGCCUUAGAUCAGCGGAACCUUAAAAAGCGGGGAUGAGACUGAAUGGAGUCCGAACGGAAAAGCAGCCUUCCCACACCACACCAGGUUUAGGACUUCCGCCCCGCAGGCCACCUGACUCCACCCCCACCCCCCACCCAACGUCCUCUCAGCUCAGGUUCUGCGCAGUCUCCUGGAAUAAUUUGCCGUCUCUAUGGCAACCCGGUAGCUGGUGUCUGAAGAUGGAGACCUUUGAUUCUACCGAGGGAUCAUCGCCGUCGCGAUCUUCCCACAUACAUCCCAACUCUCAAGGACGGGGGUCCUCUUCGGAAUCGUUUCCUUCUUCGGAUGGCGGUCCUAGGUUGGCCCCGGCAGCCGCAACCGCAGCAGCCGCAGCAGCUACUGCAGCCACCUCCACUGCCAGAGCAGAUGUAUUAUCUGUAAAGACCGAAGCGCCCUCUUCUGAGCAAAGCCUUCUCAUGGAUUCCGCUUCUGAUAGUCUUCUUGAGAAGCCCUGCACCGGGCCCAACUCAACCGACAUGAUAGGCCAUGAGAAAAUUGGCUUUAAGCCUGUCUAUGUUUCCUGUGUUCCUCGGGAUCCCUGUACUAUAAAUGGCCUUAGCUCUAGCCCUUGCCCUGAUACUGGCUCUAACGCUGGCCCUGUUCUUGCCUCCAGUUCUGGUUCUGGCCAUGGCUCUGGUCAAGGCACUGGUCCUGAUUCUGGCUGUGGUCCUGCCUGUGACUCUGGGCCUAGUCCAGGCUGUGGCAAUGGCCCUGCGCUCAGCCCUGACAUGCUUACAAGCUCCAAAAAUCCAGGGUCAAACCUGGUCCCUAAUUAUGCCUCUGGAAAUCACUACCAACACUGGGAGCCUAAGAAACAACAUUGGAAAUUUUUGCAAGUUUCAGAACCUGCUGCCAGAGGGCCCUGGAAGCCCCCCAAGGAUGGAGGGAAGUGUGAGGUUCUCAGCAAAACAUUGCCACGGGGCCAGUGCCUUCUCUACAACUGGGAGGAAGAGAGAGCCACCAACCACCUGGAUCAAGUCCCAAGCAUGCAGGAUGGCUCCGAGAGUUUCUAUUUCCGACAUGGACAUCAGGGACUGCUAACCCUGCAGCUACAGGCACCCAUGCCCCACAGCACCACCCAGAAAGACUCCUACCAGCCCCCAGAAGACCGCUUUCAGCCAAUGAGAGGGAAGCGCGAAGCCAUGCUGGAGAUGCUCCUGCACCACCAGAUCUGGAAAGAGGUGCAGGCAGAGCAGGAACCCCCAAGGGAGCACUUUGAGGCCGAGUCUGUGACACACCAUGACUACCAAAAGGAGCCGGCACAGGCAGGGCCUCCUGCCCCAACAAAGCCUCACGACUACCGUAAGGAGCAGCCUGAAACUUUCUGGAUACAGAGGGCACCACAGCUACCGGGUGUCAGUGACAUCAGGACACUGGACACACCAUUCCGGAAGAACUGCAGCUUCUCCACACCAGUGCCUUUGUCCCUGGGGCAGCCUUUGCCCUAUGAACUUGAGAAUUAUUCCUACCAGUUGGGAGAACUCUCUUCCCUUGGCUGUCAGGGAAGAGGGCAGGGUGGCAGAGCAGGUAGAAGUAUGUAAGGCUCGAGGAGGGGAGUGCGGUGUCUAGUUCUGUCUGUACUGGAGAGGUGGGGACGAAAUGAAUUCUGUUUGUACUGGGUGAAGGGGCUUUCCAUAAAGGGUUCUUUCUG